Messenger RNA from Striga hermonthica, 426 nucleotides. The record is from the annotation of a GenBank genome assembly. Lineage: Eukaryota; Viridiplantae; Streptophyta; Magnoliopsida; Lamiales; Orobanchaceae.
AUGGCGAUUCUGUACAGUUUGGUGGCUCGUGGGACGACGGUGCUGGCGGAGUUCAGCGCCGUCACGGGGAACACCGGCGCGGUGGUCCGCCGGAUACUAGAGAAGCUCCAAGAGACUGAACCGGCCGAGUCGAGGCUGUGCUUCUCACAGGAUCGGUACAUCUUUCACAUCCUCCGCUCCGAUGGGCUUACUUUCCUCUGUAUGGCCAACGAUACCUUUGGAAGACGAAUCCCAUUUUCGUACCUGGAGGAUAUUCAAAUGAGAUUUAUGAAGAAUUAUGGGAGAGUGGCUCAUGUUGCACCUGCUUAUGCUAUGAAUGAUGAAUUCUCGAGAGUGUUGCAUCAGCAAAUGGAGUUUUUUUCCAGUAAUCCCAGUGCUGAUACACUCAACCGUGUCAGAGGAGAAGUUAGUGAGAUGAGGGUUUGA